AUGAGCGACGAACCUGUAGAGCUCACCAACCUUGGAGCGUCCAAGGUUGACACCCCACCAGAGGAUGCUACACCACCCGUUCAAUACCCGCGUGGAAUCCGCUUAGCUUUAAUAACUGUCGGCCUCGCCCUUUCCAUCUUUCUCGCUGCUUUAGACUCCACAAUUAUCGCUACCGCGAUCCCGAGUAUCACCACGCAAUUCCGCAGCAUCAGCAGCCUGGCCUGGUAUGGCUCGUCCUAUGCAAUCACCAACACCGCAUUCCAAUCCGCGUGGGGCAAAGCCUAUCAGUACUUCAGCCUCAAAGCCACCUUCAUGUCUGCAAUUGCGGUGUUUGAAGUUGGCAAUGUGAUAUGCGCAACAGCACCAACGAGCGAGGUUUUGAUCUUCGGGAGGAUCGUGUCCGGCAUGGGCGGUGGCGGAGUUAUGACGGGUGCGUUCAUCAUCGUCGCAAUGACAGCUGGGCCACAAUAUAGGGCCGCCUAUAUGGGUGUGUUCGGUGUGACUUUUGGGUCUGCAAGCGUCGUAGGACCGCUACUAGUGAGGCAUUAUAAGGUCAAGGUCGGUGUGCUGACACUACACAGGAUCAGUCUACCGAUCGGCUUCGCUGCCGCGCUCACGAUGUUCCUCUGCUUCCAUGACCCAGGAAAGCCCAAGGAUGUACCUCUCCGCGAGAAGCUUCUAAACUUGGAUCUUAACGGCGCCAUCUUGCUAUCUGGUUGCUUCUCUUGCUUCAUCCUAGCUACGCACUGGAUUGGCAUCAUGCCUCCGACCAGUGCUCGUAUCAUUGGCAGCUUUAUCGGUUUCGUAGGCCUUUUCAUCUGCUUCGCGAUCAACGAACGCUAUAUGGGAAGCUGCGCAAUGGUACAAGCUCGCGUGUUCAAGAACAAGCUCGUCUUCGCCAAUCUGCUAUAUGCUUCCUUCAUCGCGGGCGCCUUCUUCCCACUCAUGUAUACACUGCCAAUCCAGUUCCAAUCCGUCAACAACAACACGGCUUCGCAGAGUGGUGUCCGACUUAUCCCACUCGUCAUGGGCGUCUCACUCUUCACCAUGAUAUCUAAUGGAACGCUCACCUUCUGGCGCCAUUACAAGCCCUUUUUCUUAGUGGGCGCAAUUCUGGCAGUAGCUGGAAACGUAAAGAUACACUCCUUGGAUGCCAGCACACCGACCAGGGACUGGGUCGGCUUCGAGCUCUUGACAGCCACGGGAGUAGGCCUCGCUCUUCAGAUCCCGAUGAUUGCGAACCAAGCCCUCGUUUCUGCUGACGACUUGGCCGCUGUAACAUCGAUGUCGCUCUUCAUGGAGAAUACUGGCACCGUCUUUUCUGUCGCAUCGAGUGAAGCGGCAUUCACGAACGGACUGCUUUCAAGCCUCGCCCGCAACCUGCCCGAACUGGACGCGAAGGAGAUAAUGGAUGCUGGCGCGACGCAGAUCCGCGGGCUGUUCUCAGGUCAUGAGCUUGAUCAGGUAUUGAGAGGGUAUCUGGAUGGCUGCAAGACCAGCCAUGUCAUUCCCGUAACCUGUGGCGCAGUCUGUGCGGCAAUCAGUUUGUCCAACGCUGUGCCGGCGACCUUACAAGGGAUAAAGAAGCGGCUUGGGAAAAGCCAUGAUCGAUGA
Messenger RNA from Alternaria metachromatica, 1614 nucleotides. RefSeq lists its product as uncharacterized. Gene Ontology annotation, biological process: transmembrane transport. The transcript has 2 exons. Lineage: Eukaryota; Fungi; Ascomycota; Dothideomycetes; Pleosporales; Pleosporaceae. The record is from RefSeq and is a predicted model, not a curated record. Gene Ontology annotation, molecular function: transmembrane transporter activity. The coding region runs from base 1 to 1614 and encodes 537 amino acids.